GGUGUGGGAACACCAGCCAAGUCCCCGUCCUGUGUGGUGUGCCGAUGACAGCGGCGGGGCUUCCUUCCCCAAACGGUCGCUGGCAGGCAGGAGGCAAAGUUUGUCGGAGAAUCGGGGUGACUUUGCUCGGGGACCCGCAUCUGUGCGAAUGCGCGGUGCCGCGGAGCGCGUCUCGGAGCAGCUCCGGGUUGGGGACCGGCUGUCCCUCGCUCCCGGAACCCCUUCAGGGGUGUGUUCUGGAAAAGUGGUGACAUGAGAUAGCGCUGAAGAGGCAGGAGGGAGCAGCUCUCACCCCUGCAGCCCGGGCGGGGAGGGCGCGGACCCCGUGGUUCUACCCUGCGGCCGCGAUGAGGGAUCAGCCCUCGUUUGCCUGGCGCUGAUACUCGAGGCUGUGGUGGUAGUGGAAUGCGAAAGCCAAGACGGAAUGGAAACAGGGCCUGAAGACCUCUGCAGGAUGCCUGAGGCAAGUUCUCCCAGGCGAACUCCACAGAACGUUCCUUACCAGGACCUGCCUCACCUGGUCAAUGCAGACGGACAGUACCUCUUUUGUAGGUACUGGAAGCCCAAUGCCACACCCAAGGCCCUCAUCUUUGUGUCCCAUGGCGCUGGUGAACACUGUGGCCGUUAUGAUGAAGUGGCACAGAUGUUGAAGGGGCUGGACAUGCUGGUCUUUGCCCACGACCAUGUUGGCCAUGGGCAGAGUGAGGGAGAGAGGAUGGUGGUAUCGGACUUCCAGGUUUAUGUCAGAGAUUUGCUGCAGCACGUGGACGCCGUCCAGAAGGACCACCCAGAGGUCCCCAUCUUCCUCCUGGGCCACUCCAUGGGCGGCGCCAUCUCCAUCCUAGCGGCUGCAGAAAGGCCAACCCACUUCUCUGGCAUGGUCCUGAUUUCACCUCUGGUUCUUACCAGUCCAGAGUCUGCAUCAGCUCUCAAGGGGCCCCACAGCUGUCUCCACACCCUGCAGGAAAGCUUCAAAUUCCAGGCGAGCCCCAUUGAGCUGGCGGCCAUAGUGAUGAAGGCUUGGAUCCCAUCUGCCUUCUACCUGUGGGUCCUUGCUGCCAAAGUGCUCAAUCUUGUCCUGCCAAACUUGACCUUGGGGCACAUCGACACCAGCUCGCUGUCUCGGAACAAGACAGAGGUGGACCUGUACAACUCUGACCCACUCAUCUGCCACGCGGGCGUGAAGGUGUGCUUUGGCAUACAGCUGCUGAACGCUGUCUCGAGGGUGGAGCGUGCCAUGCCCAGGCUGACACUGCCAUUCCUGCUGCUGCAGGGGUCUGCUGACCGGCUGUGCGACAGCAAAGGUGCCUACCAGCUUAUGGAGUCUUCCCGGAGUCAGGACAAGACACUCAAGAUGUAUGAAGGUGCCUACCACGUUCUCCACAAGGAGCUUCCAGACGUGACCAGCUCUGUCCUCCAUGAAAUAAACACAUGGGUCUCCCACAGGAUAGCCAUGGCAGGAGCUCGGGGUCUGCCCUGAAUAUGCUGGCCAGGCAACCAGCUCGUGGUCUGGGGGAAGCAGGCAGAGGAAGGGCAGUACUGGCUAGCUCAAAAAGGAAAAAAAAAAAAAAAAUCACAAAUUGGAGGAA
Molecule: messenger RNA, 1589 nt
Organism: Acomys russatus (golden spiny mouse)
Lineage: Eukaryota; Metazoa; Chordata; Mammalia; Rodentia; Muridae
Gene: Mgll
Product: monoglyceride lipase
Exons: 9
Coding region: 425-1480 (351 amino acids)
Cellular component (GO): membrane
Molecular function (GO): lipase activity
Source: RefSeq, a predicted model, not a curated record